Messenger RNA from Capsicum annuum, 2126 nucleotides. RefSeq names its product indole-3-acetic acid-amido synthetase GH3.6-like. The record is from RefSeq and is a predicted model, not a curated record. Lineage: Eukaryota; Viridiplantae; Streptophyta; Magnoliopsida; Solanales; Solanaceae. The coding region runs from base 168 to 2030 and encodes 620 amino acids. Gene Ontology annotation, molecular function: indole-3-acetic acid amido synthetase activity. Gene Ontology annotation, cellular component: cytoplasm. The transcript has 4 exons.
AUAAGGGAGGCUAGGGAUCGAUUUUCUCUAUCGAAUGUCUUGUCAAUCAAGCUCGUCGCAUCGAGCUUAUCUAAUGCAGUCUACAUAUAUCUUGUGUGAUUUGUCCAGCUUUCCAUGGGGUUAAGAAAGACAGAAACACUUCUUCUGUAUAAAGUCCCAUUUGCUACAUGUCAACUACCCCAUUCUCAUAUAUAGUAUUCAUUUUCUUCACCUUAUUCAUAAGUCUUUAUAUUAUGGAAAGAAGCAAAAGUGACUGCAAAAAUGGCCUUGAGUUCAUUGAAGAGGUGACUAGAAAUGUUGAUGAGGUCCAAAAAAAAGUUCUUGCUGAAAUCCUCUUCCAAAAUGCUCAUGUUGAGUACUUGCAGGGCCAUGGUCUCAAUGGUAGCACUGAUAGAGACACAUUCAAGAAAGUGAUACCUGUGAUCACUUACCAAGAUAUUCAGCCUCAUAUCAACCGUAUUAUUAAUGGUGAUAAAUCUCCAAUCCUAUGCUCCCAACCCAUCACUGAAUUAUUGACAAGUUCUGGAACAUCUGGAGGGGAGAGCAAAUUGAUACCAACAACAGAAGGAGAGUUUGGGAGGAGAUUUCAGCUCACCAAGCUUCAGAUGUCUGUGAUAAGCCAAACAGUUCCAGAUUAUGGAAAUGGCAAAGCAAUGUUUUUCAUGUUCAUAAGGUCUGAAGAGAAGACCCCAGGAGGAUUAACAGCUCGUUCUCUUUUAACGAGUAUUUUUAUGAGUCCUUAUUUCGACAACAUCCGUAUUCAAAAUGACUACACUAGUCCAAGUGCAACCUUUCGUUGCCCAGACACUUACCAAAGCAUGUAUUCGCAAAUGCUCUGUGGCCUCUCCCAAAACCAGCAAGUCAUCAGUGUUGGCUCCUUUUUCCCGACCAGCUUCAUCCGUGCCAUCAGGUUCUUGGAGAAGCACUGGUCUCUUCUUUGUAAGGAUGUCCGGACAGGAACUGUUGACGCCAGUAUAACUGAUCCAUCGGUGAGAGAAGCAGUGAUGGAAAUCCUAAAACCUGAUCCAAAGUUAGCUGAUUUUAUUGAGGCUGAAUGCACCAAAGAUUCUUGGAAAGGGAUCAUUACCAGACUAUGGCCCAAUGCCAAGUAUGUCAAUGUUACUAUAACCGGAACCAUGUCGCAAUAUAUACCCACCCUUGAUUAUUACAGCAAUAGCCUACCUCUUGUCAGUACCCUGUAUGCUGCCUCGGAGUGCUCCUUUGGAAUCAACUUGAACCUUUUUUGUAAGCCUAGUGAAGUGGCUUACACCCUCAUUCCCACAAUGGGCUACUUUGAGUUCUUACCAAAUCAGGGAAUCGAUGGAGUCGUCAAUUCUAUCUCCAUGCCUAAGACACUUAGCAAGGAAGAUCAACAACAACUGGUUGAUUUGGCUGAUGUCAAGAUUGGCCAGGACUAUGAGCUUGUCGUUACCACAUAUUCUGGACUCUAUAGAUACAGAGUCGGUGAUGUGCUUCGGGUUGCUGGAUACAAGAACAACGCGCCUCAAUUCAACUUUCUAUGCCGGGAAAAUGUAGUCUUGAGCAUUGAUGCUGACCACACUAAUGAAGUUGAGCUACAAAAUGCAAUGAGAAAUGCAUCGGCCAAUCUGUUUCCAUUUGAUGCACGUGUAACCGAGUACACCAGCUAUGUCGAUAAUGCCACCGUUCCAAGCCACUAUGUCCUGUUCUGGGAGCUGAGUGUGAAUGGCUCUACACCAAUUCCUCCUUCAGUCUUUGAAGAUUGUUGCCUCACAAUUGAAGAAUCUCUUAACUUCUUCUACCGCCAGGGCCGUGCGUAUGAGAAAUCCAUCGGGCCUCUGGAAAUCAGGGUGGUGGAAAUCGGAACUUUUGACAAGCUAAUGGACUACUGUGUCAGCUUAGGUGCUUCCAUGAGCCAAUACAAGACACCCCUUUGUGUGAAGUUUGAACCCCUGAUUGACCUGUUGAAUUCUAGGGUGGUGUCCAGCUACUUCAGUCCUAUGUGCCCAAAAUGGGUUCCUGGCUACAGGAAAUGGAACAACACGAAUUGAAUGUCAACCUUGUGCAUGUUUCAUAUAACUAGUCUAUGGGAACGUGCGUUGCACAUUUAUUCCAAAUUAUUUAAUACGAAGCUUGAAUUCUCGACA